UUCGUUAGCCAAGAAUUUGUGUCUUUGUCGAUUUGGUCUUGAAGCAAAAAUGGCGCCGACUGUGGUGUUAAUAACUGGCUGUUCGUCCGGUAUCGGGCUGGCUGAAGCCGUCCAUCUGGCCACUAAAUCCAAGCACGACUUUAAGGUUUACGCCACUGUCUUGAAGCUAUCCGAGAAGGGUGACCUGGAAUCGGCCGCAGGUGACGCAGUCGACAAGACACUGUUUAUUCGGGAAGUCGACGUCACCAAGGCAGACACGAUCCAGGCGCUGGUGGACGAGAUUAUACGAGAUAAUGGGAGAAUCGACGUUGUCGUGAACAAUGCAGGGAUUACAUUCAUGGAUGAUAUGUUCUUUGGCGAGCCGCUGGCCUCUCUCGACCAAGCUCAAGCCAUGAUGGACGUCAAUUUGUGGGGUCCAGCGCAGGUCAUAAAGGCAGUGCUGCCGUUCAUGAAGAAGCAGAAGUCUGGCCGGAUUAUUAACACCACCAGUGAAUCGGGCAUAACAGAGUCACCUUUCAUAGGUUUCUACGGAGCAACAAAGUUCGCUUUGGAGGGACUGUCUGAGAGCCUCGCUCUGGUUCUCCGCAAGACUUACAACAUCAGACUGAUCAUUUUUGAGCCGGGCACCGUCUUGACGCCACAGGUGUUAGCCUUAUUGAGCCCCGAAUUCAAACCGGAGUACAUUAGUCACAGUUGGGACGACGGGGCCCGGAAGAAGUUCGCCGAGUUCUGGGAGAAUGACAUGUCUCGACUGAUAAAGGAGAACCAGCAACCCGAGGAGAUAGGUCAUGUGAUCGAGGAGAUCAUCUUGUGUGAUGAGCCGCAUCUACGCUAUCAAUCCUGCGACACCAUCACCAAGAGAAUCGCCAGGAAAGUCAAGGAUACCACUGGCGACUCGGCAUUCAAAGCAUUCCAGUCUAUGCAAUAGCUCAUGAUUGUGUGACCGCUUGGGGGCGCUGUGGCCUCAGCAUUUUGGGGAGGCUUACACAGGCGAGCCGUUAAUGUAAUCGCAACCAGUCAGUCAAUUUCAAAAAGUCUGAGAAUUAUGACACAAAUCCGAACUAAAUGUUUUUUUAAUACAUUUAAAUAUCUGUGUCAAAAAAUCAAAUUGCUUCAGAUCAUUAGGCCUAUAGUAUUUUUUUAGGCCUAUAAUAUUUUCAAAUUAUGUAACGUGCAGGCCUAAUGAAAGUAACGUGUAUAACGAUCAGGAUAAUAAUGAGUACGAUAAUGUGUCGUUUGGGAGACAUUCCCAUAGUCUUGUGGACAACCUUGUUCCAAUUUUAAUGUCAACUAACCCCAAUUUUACCUUAUUCCUACCCACACGAAUUUCGGUAUAUUUAUGUUUUGGACCACGAACAAUCGAUCUAGCCUAUUUGCGACAUUAAACUUUUGCCUUUUAAUAGGAGCUGUGACAUUAGAGAGACAUUGAAAUAUCUCCCUGAUGUCCGGUGUCUCCUUAAGGUAUAACUUAUGACGACAAAAGGUCUCCUUCGGGUACCAUUAACAGGUGUAAUUGAUUAACUUUAUUUGGUACAAAGUAAAAUGACGCAUCGAAGAUUGAGUGCUUGCGAAAUAAGGCUCCAAACACCGACGACAUGUAUAGUGAAGAAAAAUGUUGAAAGCUCCACAUUAUCCAGACAUUUCAAAAUUAAAGAAGAUAAAAAAAGACAAAUACAAAAUCAUUCUUUACUGAAAGUGCAGCAAAAAUUCAACUAAUGUAUUCUUAUUGUUUUUUAUUACAAAAGUGUUAUUCUAUAGACAAAAUUCGUCAAAAUUAAGCACAUGUAUAAUUUUUAAGUGUAACUGAAUUACACAGAAAACAACA
This is a messenger RNA of Patiria miniata (bat star), 1825 nucleotides long. RefSeq names its product retinol dehydrogenase 8-like. The transcript has 5 exons. The record is from RefSeq and is a predicted model, not a curated record. Lineage: Eukaryota; Metazoa; Echinodermata; Asteroidea; Valvatida; Asterinidae. Gene Ontology annotation, molecular function: oxidoreductase activity. The coding region runs from base 50 to 928 and encodes 292 amino acids.